Molecule: messenger RNA, 1950 nt
Organism: Salvia splendens (bonfire salvia)
Lineage: Eukaryota; Viridiplantae; Streptophyta; Magnoliopsida; Lamiales; Lamiaceae
Product: SKP1-like protein 21
Exons: 10
Coding region: 359-1480 (373 amino acids)
Biological process (GO): ubiquitin-dependent protein catabolic process
Source: RefSeq, a predicted model, not a curated record
AAUCACACAGACACGCACACGCAGAGGCAGAGCGAUAGAUAUACCAUCUGUUUGCGGCUAAUAUCCAUAGAUUUCAUUCACUCUGAAGCAAUUUAACAUCAGCCAAAACAUUGUCCCGUUUACAUCUACAACUCUCUGUACAUCUACGUUUUGUAUGUAAUUAUUGAUCAAUCUCCUGCCCACCGCCAUUUCCACAAUUCAAAGCUUCGGUUAGCACCAACUGUUGUUUCUUUUUUUUCACCGCUUCACAAUUUUCAGAUGCGGGUAUAAAUUAUCCCCUCCGUGGCUACGUGAAUAACGAGGUAUAUAGCUCUGAAGUUUAUUAUCUUGACUUCCUGUAGUUGCAAUUUUUAGUGCAAUGACAGAAGCUGAUAGUGAAAUAAUAAAACCGGAGAUGCUAAAGGCAUAUGUUUGGCUUCAAACUUCGGAUGGUUCUAUCCAGCUAGUAGAGCAAGAAGUUGCUAUGUAUUGCCCAUUUAUAUGUCAAGAAAUACAUGCUGGCAUGGGAUCUUCCAAGAAUUAUCCCAUCUCUCUUCCUUCACGUGUCAAUCCUUCCAUGCUGAGCUUGAUACUUGAUUACUGCCGAUUCCAUCAAGUACCAGGACGUUCCAACAAGGAGAGGAAGUCAUUUGAUGAGAAGUUUGUUCGAAUGGAUACCAAAAGGCUUUGUGAACUGACAUCUGCUGCUGACAGCCUGCAGCUGAAGCCAUUGGUUGAUCUCACUAGUAGGGCUCUUGCACGGGUAAUUGAAGGAAAGACUCCAGAAGAGAUCCGAGAGAUAUUUCAUCUCCCUGAUGAUCUUACAGAGGAGGAAAAGUUGGAACCUAUCAAAAACACCAUUGAUGAUCCUAGGAUUCGGCUUUUGAAUAGAUUGUAUGCUAGGAAGAGGAAAGAAUUAAAAGAAAGAGAGAGGUUGAAGAAUGUUGAGACUGAAGAGGAUCACGGGGACGAGCGUUCAGUCGAUGACUUGUUAUCUUUUAUUAAUGGAGGCGGUGAAGACUCUAAGGGAACUAGAGCUUCUAAGAGUAAAAAGAAGAGCCGUAAAAGGAAAGAUCUCAAGACUGCUUAUUCAAACUGCACAAGUACUUCAAACAAUACCUCUUCUUCAAAUCACGAUGUAGAUGUGAACAAGAAGGAAACAAAUGAGCUUCAUUCUGAGUCUGGUAAUCCUUCAUUACAUAACAAGCUUCUUAAUGAUGUUUGUAAUGCAACUAAGCUGCUCGACCUUGAAGAUGACGGAUUAGCAGCUGAAGAUGAGUUUGAUGGGAUUGAUCCUGCACUAAAAGAAAAACUUGACAGGGAAGUAGAAGACUUCGCGAGAAGGUUAAAUUCAGAUUGGCCAGAAAUAAUGCAAGAGGUUCUUUCUCGAGGUCAGGAGAGAAGACCUUUACCGUUAACAGUCAAUGGGAAUGGUUCCUUGAGGAGAUAUACAAGUAGGCUCGGAUCAGCGCCACAAUUGAUACCCCGGAAACACCUAUGAACCGGAAACACCUAUGAACUUCAAAACGGACAGUUGACCAGAAAAGUUAAUGGUUAGCACCCUACUGACAGGUUGGUUAUGGCAUGCAAGCUUCGACCAGAGCAUACAUCCGAAUGGGAUUGGCAUUUCAAUUUCACUGGGAAUUUUUUGACAUUGUUAUUCAAUUUUGACACUUGACCUCCACAGCAAACAAUAAGGGAAAGAACACGCUUUCAAGAUGCCGAUACCAGCCAAUUUUGCUCCUCUCUUCAUCGUUUUUCUUCGUCUGUUACCUUUUCUUCGCUUUCAAGUUGGCCUACUUACUGUUGGUUGUCAUAAUUUUCUCUCGUGUUGUACCAGCCAAUUUGGAUUAGAGAUCUUAUUGCUGAAAGUCAACAGCCAAAUGAGUUAUAGUGUUGUAAAUAUCAACAAGUUUGAUGCUUUCUUCUAGUUAUUUAAAGUUAAAUACAGUUUGUAUUCUUCGGUCAAAA